AUGGGAUCCCAACCGGACACUAGUAUCCAGUUGACGUUCAUCACAACGGGAAUGGUGCGCAUUAGACCUACAAUGCGCUCGCAACCCGUCAGCAGAUUUGCCAUUCUUCGGCGCCUCAAAUCAAUUUGCGACAAAACAUGGACGGAACAACUACCUGUUGGAGUGUUCCUCAUUCGACACCCUGAAGGUCUCUUCCUCAUGGACACUGGACAAUCUCCAUGCUGCAAUGACCCGGGGUAUUUCCCACGCCUCGCUUUCUUCAAUAGCUACCUGAGUGAAUUCACGAUACAGCGCGAAGACGGAAUCCUUGAGAAACUUCACGACCUCGGCAUCAAAGCGACAGACCUCAAAGGCGUGAUUCUCAGUCACCUCCACAACGACCACGCAGGCGGACUAGAGGACUUAGUCGCGGAAGCGCCGGAUCUGCCCAUCUACGUCGGCCGCGAGCACUGGAAUGCUUUUGGAAAGCAUCCUCUCUUUGCAAGUAUGGAGGGGGCCACGCCAAAUCAUUGGCCAAAGGAGUUUUCACCAAGGAUUGUGGACCUGCAGGACAGGCCACUUGGACCUUGGAAGCAGUCUUAUCCUGUGACGGCGGAUGGAAAAAUUGCCAUCGUCGAUACAUCGGGACAUGUUCCAGGACAUAUCAGUGUGGUUGUGUACGGCGAGGAUGGAGAGGGACAGAAUCAGGCCACAUACUUCCUUCCCGGGGAUGCAACUUAUGGCCUGGACCUUCUGGAUAAAGAGGAACCUGAUGGGAUCAAUGAUGACCCGAUGCGUGCUUAUGAAACGCUGAAGAUGAUCAAGAAAUUUGCGAAAGAGACGGAUGUGGUUGUUUUGCCGAGUCAUGAUAUCAACACACCUCGAUACCUCGCCGAGCGUGUCGUCUACAGGCCCAAGGAGAAAGAAUGA
Penicillium paradoxum is the source of this 909-nucleotide messenger RNA. Its product is annotated as N-acyl homoserine lactonase family protein. Lineage: Eukaryota; Fungi; Ascomycota; Eurotiomycetes; Eurotiales; Aspergillaceae. The transcript has a single exon. The record is from RefSeq and is a predicted model, not a curated record. The coding region runs from base 1 to 909 and encodes 302 amino acids.